Messenger RNA from Triticum urartu, 742 nucleotides. Lineage: Eukaryota; Viridiplantae; Streptophyta; Magnoliopsida; Poales; Poaceae. The record is from RefSeq and is a predicted model, not a curated record.
AGGUAAUUAUAUGGCACAACCCCAUAUUUUACAAAAGACAUCUUGUGGCCAAACAUUUUGCAAAACAAAAAAGGGGAAAUGAAAAGGGGCCUAAAACUACUAGGCCACAGGACCAUAUGUGGUCACAGUGCCUCCGGCCCAGCCCACCGCCACCUCUCCUCCCACCUCCCGCUACAGGAGGCAGGGGAGGGGCGUGGCAGCCAUCCAGGCCACCAUGGCCGGGACUAUCGACGUGUAGGCCAUCCCGCGGCCUCCCCGACGCCUACAAGACCUGCCUCGCGACACCCCGAACCCUAAUCCCCUCAUUCUUCUUCCUCGUCUCUCUCCCUCGAUCUGAACCACGCCCGAGCUCCGCGGUCGUCAUCGUCGCGUCGAUCCCGCGGCCACCGUGCUUCUCGCUGGCAAGGAAGAUGUCCAGGAGGAACGUCGUGCUUUGCUACUUCGUCUGCACCACCAGGUCGACGCUGGGGAGCACCUGCGACGCCCCGCACGCGUGUUCCCUUCGCGGGCGUAUGCCUUGGCAGCCGUGUCGAUCUGCUCGUCUGGCCACCCCCACGGCUUCCGGACAUGUCCACGAUGCCCUCUUAGACUCCGAGACCGCUGCCGGUGUCCGUGUGUUCGACUACAUCGAAGAUGACCCCUCCUUCUUGCCAGAGCAACCAGACGAUGGAGUCCAGGAGCCAGACGCCACCGUCGACGAUGACUACUACUACUCGUGAGGUGCCUACUACUACGUGCAGCC